GUACGAACGAAUUCAAAUUAACUUCCGUCUUCGCUCUCCUUCUCGCCCAAAGCCAACGUCUCUCUGCCUGAGCAACAUGAGGUCCCUCUUCUCCAAAUCCCCAUGCUCGCCGGCUCCCCCUCCUCCGCCCUUCGCCGGCGGCGGAGAGGCCCUCACUCCCUCCUCCCACCACCGCCAACGUCGCUUCCCCAAGGAGAACGUCGACCCGUCCUCCUCCCCCGCCCCACCGGAUCACUCCCCCUACCGCUCCCCUUCCUCAGCUGCCAAGCCCCUCGCCGCCCGCAACCGCGGAAUCCCUCCCCGGCCCCCGCUGAAGAGGAAGCUAGAUAUCUCCGCGGCCUCCACACCCGAUAGAGCCCCCGCCGGCGCUGCCGCCGUCUCCGACUCCGGCGUCCAGGUGGUGGUGAGGGUGCGUCCCCCGAGUAGGUCGGAGGAGGACGACGAGGGGGCUGGGGCGGGGGAUGGGGAGGAGACUUGCUUGCGGAAGACCGGGCCCAGCUCCGUGGAGAUACAGGGGCAGGGGUUCACGUUCGAUUCUGUCGCUGAUGAGGCCUCCACGCAGGAGGAUAUCUUCCGGCUUGUAGGCUUGCCACUGGUGGAAAACUGUUUAGCUGGCUUUAACAGUUCAAUUUUCGCUUAUGGCCAGACUGGUAGUGGGAAGACUUAUACAAUGUGGGGGCCUCUGUUUGCCCUGUCUGACGAAUCAGCCAGCAGAGAGAGGGGGUUGACUCCUCGUGUUUUUGAACUACUGUUUUCACGCAUUAAAGAAGAGCAGGCUAAACACUCGGAUAAACAACUAAUGUACAACUGCUGCUGCUCUUUUCUUGAGAUCUAUAACGAACAAAUCACAGAUUUGUUGGAUCCCAUGCAAAAGAAUCUUCAGAUCAGGGAAGAUGUUGGAACCGCUUCCGUUUAUGUUGAAUCAUUGACAAAGGAAUUUGUAUUCACUAUACAUGAUGUUACUCAGUUGCUAGUAAAGGGAUUGGCGAACCGGAGGACUGAGGCUACUGCUGCAAAUGCAGAUAGCUCACGCUCACAUUGUGUUUUUACAUGUUUCAUUAAAUCAGAAUCCAAGAAUCUGGUGGAUGGAUCAAGCCUAUCAAGAACAAGUAGGAUCAAUUUGGUAGACCUUGCUGGAUCAGAACGGCAAAAACUAACAAAUGCAGCUGGUGAUCGUUUAAAAGAGGCGGGGAACAUAAACCGGUCACUAUCGCAGUUGGGAACACUGAUUAAUAAACUGGCAGAAGUAUCACAAUCUAGAAAACAGAGGCAUCACAUUCCUUAUCGGGAUUCCAAGUUGACCUUCCUAUUGCAGGAAUCACUUGGCGGCAAUGCUAAGCUUGCAAUGAUCUGUGCGGUCUCACCAUCACAAGGUUGUAAGAGUGAAACACUAAGCAGUCUAAGAUUUGCUCACCGUGCUAAAUCUAUUAAAAACAAUGCUAUUGUCAACGAACAAAGAGAGGAUGACGUUAGUGUUCUCCGUGAGCAAAUCAGGCAUUUGGAGGAGGAGCUUCACCGUGCAAGGUCAAAUGGGGUUUUGCGAAGAAGCAAGGGCAGUUCUUUGAUUGGAUGGAAUGCUCAUAACAGCUUGCUUUUGAAAACGAGUUUCAGUCGUCGUACAGCAUUCCCCACAGGCCAAGAUGAUAGUGAUGAGGAAAUGGAGGUUGUUGAUAAUGAUGUUGAGACACCUUAUAAUUUAGAAGCACAGUCUCCAUUGCACCAUGAUAAUGUUGAAGAAAACAGAUGUCAGUUCAACCUGGCAGCAAGCAUACAGAAGGGCCUUCAAGUCAUUGAAAGCCAUCGGACUAGUGGUACCUGGAGGAGAGCAUCACUAGGCUUUAGCACUAGAACUUUGAAUUCUCAUCCUACAGUUCCAGUUUGCAGAGUCGAUGUUGCUAUUCAAACUGAACCUGAAGUAUUUGAACUGAGGCAAAACACCCUGGCUGAAAUUCCUAGCAGCCAGAUUGAAGCAUCUGCAAAUGAAAGCAAAGCUAUCACCAAAUGCAUGGAUCUACAAUUAUUAACAGCUGAUGGAGCAAUUCAAUCUGACGAUCUGAAGCAACAACAUGUUCUGAAAGCUGUGGAGAAGGUCCUUGCUGGAGCCAUCAGACGGGAGAUGUUACGCGAUGAACAAUGUGCAAAGCAAGCUGCUGAAAUUCGACAGCUAAAUCGUUUGGUGCGGCAAUAUAAGCAUGAACGAGAAUGCAAUGCAGUAAUUGCACAGACGCGGGAAGAAAAAUUUGCCAGGCUUGAAAGUCUUAUAGAUGGAUAUUUACCUACUGAAGAACUUAUACAUGCAGAGUAUCUCUCCCUUAAAGAUGAACAUAAGAUUCUCCAUCAGAAAUAUGAGAACCAUCCUGAAGUUUUGAGUGCUCAAAUCGAGCUUGAAAGACUUCAAGAGGAGUUGGAGACAUACAGACACUUCAAGGAUGAGAAGGAAGUUUUACUGGAGGAAAUCCAACACCUCAAAAAUCAGUUAGAUUAUAUGCUUUCGUCAUCCACGUCAUUGUGUAGGCCUCCAGUUGAUUUAUCACAGGCUGUUAGUACUGUCUCCGCUCAUCUUAAUAUUUCAGCCACAAAGAAAGAUGAUGAUGGCCUUGACACUGCUGAGACUAGGGAGAGUAGAUGGAUUACUCUUACUGAAGAGCUUAGAGUUGAGCUUGAGAAAAGUAGAUCUCUCAACAAAGGUUUGCAGCUCGAAGUAGAGUCGGAGAAGAAAUGCUCAGAGGAAUUGAAGGAGGCACUGGAAAUGGCAAUAAAGGGGCAUGCUAGAAUCUUAGAACAGUAUUGUGAACUACAGGAAAAGCACACUUCCUUGCUCUCAAUGCAUCGGAGUAUCAACGUUGAGAUUGAAGAUGUGAAAAGAGAAGCAGCAAAAGCUGGUGUAAAAGGGGCAGAAUCUCGGUUUAUCAACACCCUUGCCAGAGAAAUAUCAGUUUUAAGAGCCGAGCGAGAGAAGGAGCGGCGAUUCUGGAUGGAUGAAAAUAAAGGACUACAACAACAAUUAACGGAUACUGUUGAAGCUGUGCAGGCUGCUGGUGAGCUUCUUAUACGGUUAAAUAAUGCCGAGGAAGCUGCAUCACUUGCUCAGAAGCGUGCCUUGUUGGCAGAGCAAGCAGCAGAGAAGGCUUAUCAAGAGAUUGACAACCUUAAAAAGAGUUAUGACCAAGAAACUCUUCUGCUAAAUCAGCGUCUCGCUGAAUCCAAACCGCCCAACAAUGCUCUACAACCUGCUGAACCUAGUGAUAUGGGCGUUGCUAGGUAUGACACAGGUGGGAGCCUUGGUGACCAGCGGUGGCAAGAGGAGUUCUUCAAGGCCUUUCAGCAAAGCAUGUCGGCUGAUGUCUCCAAAAGCAGUGACCUCACUUCAUGGUUCUCCGGAUACGAUAAGUGCAACAUUUGAUCAGCCAGUGAAAAUCUGUCUACUCCAUUUUCAAAUUCUUUCACCUUGAAAGGUAUAUGUUGUACAAUGUACACCAUUAUAUUGUGGGGUUUUUUGGUUACAAAGGUUUGACUUAUCAUACCCCAGCUUCUCUGGCUUGUGAGUCGCAACUAGGUUUAGCAAAGAUUCAGAAGGUGUAUGUUGUCUUGUAGAUUUCAUUCGAAGACAUAUGUUUAGAUUGAUCAUGUAUUCAUGUACAAGGUGAAUAGCGACUUGUAUUUAUUGAUGCAGUCUGGUAAUCUGAUAAGGAAAUGUUAAAGCGAGAGAACAGAAAAAACAAAGUUCAUUUACUGUUAUAACUUCAUUCUGAGCAUUC
Molecule: messenger RNA, 3758 nt
Organism: Brachypodium distachyon (stiff brome)
Lineage: Eukaryota; Viridiplantae; Streptophyta; Magnoliopsida; Poales; Poaceae
Product: kinesin-like protein KIN-12B
Exons: 16
Coding region: 77-3403 (1108 amino acids)
Biological process (GO): microtubule-based movement
Molecular function (GO): microtubule motor activity; ATP binding; microtubule binding
Source: RefSeq, a predicted model, not a curated record